This is a messenger RNA of Jaculus jaculus (lesser Egyptian jerboa), 1897 nucleotides long. RefSeq names its product transcription elongation factor A N-terminal and central domain containing 2 (gene Tceanc2). The record is from RefSeq and is a predicted model, not a curated record. Bases 244 to 870 code for a protein of 208 amino acids. Gene Ontology annotation, cellular component: nucleus. The transcript is spliced from 5 exons. Lineage: Eukaryota; Metazoa; Chordata; Mammalia; Rodentia; Dipodidae. Gene Ontology annotation, biological process: DNA-templated transcription.
UCUCUGGGUGGCCGAGCGCCGGUGGCUCGUGGCGGAGAGGAACCCCCCUCUUCCACCGAGUCCUAGGGCUGGGGGUGGGGGAGCGAACCUGAGAGGAAGAGUUGAAAAUAGUUUCUUCUUCCCCGCCCGUGGAAGACGUGGCCCGGCUUGAAGAGUCCUGGAGGACGUAGGGACGCAGCUCUUUGCAGACUGCCUUUCUUGUGUACACCUCAAACAUCAGAACGUAGUUGGAGUCCCAUCACAAUGGAUAAGUUUGUCAUUCGAACACCUAGAAUCCAGAAUAGCCCACAGAAGAAAGAGUCUGGUGGAAAGGUUUACAAGCAAGCCACGAUUGAAUCUUUGAAGAGAGUUGUGGUUAUCGAAGACAUAAAAAGGUGGAAAACUAUGCUGGAGAUUCCCGAUCAAACCACAGAGAAUCUAGUCGAAGCCUUGCAAGAAUUAAAGAAGAAAAUCCCCUCCAGAGAAGUGUUAAGAUCCACACGGAUAGGUCACACGGUGAACAAGUUGCGCAAACACCCGGAUUCAGGGGUGGCUGGUCUUGCCGACCAGGUUUACACCGAGUGGAAAACUUUCAUCGAGAAACAUCUGGAUAGACCUUCCAUUGAAGUCCGAAGUGAUCCAAAAACUGAGUCAUUCCGAAAAAAUGCCCGGAGGUUGCUGUCAGAAGCCUUGGAGUUAAAGAUGGAUCACCUACUGGCUGAAAGCAUUGAGCAGGAGACGUUUCAUCUCUGCUCCCGCCUCAUUAACGGGCCGUACCGGCGGACGGUGCGAGCUCUGGUCUUCACAUUAAAGCACCGAGCUGAAAUCCGGGAGCAGGUGAAGAGCGGGACGCUGCAGGUCGGCACGUUCGUGCAGAACCACAAAAAGUGACCCUGGCCAUGCUUCUUCGCCCCCCCCCCAAUCCCCCACGCCCCCCAAUCCCCCCUCCCCCGUCCCGGGCCUGGAGGAAAAUGGGCCUCACUUGGCCAUUCAAGAAACAAAAACCAACCUGCUUUCGGAGCCGGGCACUGCUGGCACACGCCUUUGAUCCGAUCACUCCGGAGGAGGCCCGAGGCAGGAGGAUCGCCGUGAGUUCGAGGCCACCCUGAGGCUGCCCAGGGAAUUCCACGUCAGCCUGGGCUAGAGUGAGACCCUACCCCGAGAAACUUUUUUAAAAAAGAGAGAGAGAGAAGUUUUGAGUUUGGGGGUGCCAUCCCUCCAGACAGGGAAACCCCCCCACCACCACCCGGGAGACAGGCCUGCAGGAGCAUGCCUCAUUACCCACUGUGCUCCGGCGCCGCCUUAACAGGACGCACACCGGCUGUCACGAGGAAGCGCCAUACGGUUGCCAUCCCCCAGCACAGAGGAAGGGUGACGGAUUUCACCGUGCCUAUGCCAAGGACACCCGCAAGCUCCCCCUCCAAGUCAGACGGAUGAAGUGACUACUUUUAUUUCGCCACCCUGCAGGCAACUGAAACUCAAUUACCGCUGCUCACUCGGUUCCAUCCCCCCGAGUUUAGACAGCUCCAGCCCCUCUCAGAACUCCUGGGUGUCUGUCUCUUUGCUGUCCCCCAGGGGUGAGCCUACCUGAGCCCUGCUUGACAGCCACUCCCUUAUCUGAGCCUUUCAGCUCUCCCCGGCAGACCCCGCCACGGUCUCUGGAGCCCCCAUGCUGAGGCUUCUAAUGAGGAGCUGACCCCAAGCUUUCCCACACGCACCCCGGGCUUUAUUUGAAUCCUGCCUCCGCGGAAGAUGCAUAAUGGAAUCGCUCUUGCAGAGGCGCGCGGCGGCUGGCAAAAGCUCGCAGAGAUUUUCGAGGGAAAUACCUACGGACCAGCCUGCUCAAACGAUUAUGGAAAUGGUACUUGCUUUUUGUAAAAAGUAAUAAUAAACGGAGACGUGUGCUCUAAAUCAGAAA